This is a messenger RNA of Pyricularia pennisetigena, 3285 nucleotides long. RefSeq lists its product as uncharacterized. Gene Ontology annotation, biological process: tricarboxylic acid cycle. The record is from RefSeq and is a predicted model, not a curated record. Lineage: Eukaryota; Fungi; Ascomycota; Sordariomycetes; Magnaporthales; Pyriculariaceae. Gene Ontology annotation, molecular function: succinate-CoA ligase (ADP-forming) activity; succinate-CoA ligase (GDP-forming) activity. The coding region runs from base 1 to 3285 and encodes 1094 amino acids. Gene Ontology annotation, cellular component: mitochondrion; succinate-CoA ligase complex (ADP-forming). The transcript has 3 exons.
AUGGCCCGUUCAUUGCGGCACAAACAAUGGAGCGAAGAAGACAUUGAGCUAAUCUACCUCAACAGGAGACUCCGCGACUGCAAGAGUAGCGGCGGCGGCGGCUGCACCAUCAUCUGCGAAGGCUGCAUGGCUCAGAUUCUCGGCCUUUGGUACGCCUAUCAAAAGAGCCGCCUGCCCGCGUGCGAGGUUGCCAGGAUGCUGACCCCGGAGCGGCUCGCGGAGCUGAGGCACACGCACGCCGCUGAGAUGGCUGCCGUCGAGAGCGAGACGCUCGAGGCUAUGGGAGGCCACGACCCGCCGUCGCUCGACAGUCACCUCCUCAGGCUCUGGACCGGGAUCCUGCUCGACCACGACGACGAGCGGAAUCUGCUCCGUGCAAAGCUCAUGUUCGUCAUGAGGGGGAGCAAGUACGGGCUCUACGACCUCGUCGACGGCCCCACGCUGAGAGAGUGGCUGCAGGCGAUGGAGCAGCUCCAGAAGCGCCGCGUGCAGGAGCUGGAGCAGCUUGAGGCCUUGCAGCGCAGAAGCGACGGGAGCGGAAGUAGUCGCAGCAGCAGCAGCAGCAGCAGGAAGAAGAUGUGGUCGUCUUGCCGCUGCCGGUACGAGGACAUGGGCUCGGCGACGGCGCGCGGCUUCUGGGUCUUUAUCAAGCCGCGUCUCCACGUGUCCAUCGGCAACGCUAUUGAGAGCCACUACUUUGCCAACAACAACGCGCACCCCGUCUGCGCCGCCGACGUCUACAUCACCAUGGGCUACAGGCCGCUGCAGCAAGAUUUGGACAAGAUGGCGAGGGCUCACCGGACGGAGCUGGCGGUGCGGGAUAGGUUGUCGAUGGAGAUGCGGUUGGUCGAGGAGGCAUUUCGCGGGCUGGGCCCGGGUGGUUCUGGUUCCGGUUCUGGUUUUGUCGUCGAGCGGGGUGAAAGUGUCAGGCGGCAAAGUAGCAGUGCCGGCAAAAAGAGUCAUGUGUCUGCAGAAGAUGCUGAGAGGGAGGCUGUUCGGGUGGCGUAUGAGAGGGACAGCUGUAGUCUGGGCCCGCUUGCUCGUGCUUACACGGCGAGGCAGGCUGCGAGAGACGCAUUUGCCAAGUCUUGUGGACUUGGGCCAUGCUUCCAGCACCGUCCAUUACACAGCAGCGGCAGCGGCAGGAGCAGCAGCGGUGGCCCCAACAUCAGUUCGUCACAACCGCGCCGGGUCCCGACCGCCUACUCGCAGACGGCCGCCAACCUGCUGAUCGGCGCCCACACCCGCGUCCUCUAUCAAGGCUUCACGGGCCGGCAGGCCACGGCCAACGCCGCGGCGUCCAUGGAGUGGGGCACCAAGGUCGUCGGCGGGGUGUCCCGCGGCAGGACGGGCACGCACGAGACGCUGGGCCUGCCGGUGUUCCCCAGCAUGCGCGAGGCGGCGGCGUCGCUGCGGCCCGACGCGACUGCCAUCUUUGUGGCGGCGGACCAGACGGCCGCGGCGAUCGAGGAGGCGAUCGAGGCCGAGGUCGGCCUGGUCGUCGCCGUGGCCGAGCACGUGCCGCUGCGGGACAUGCUGCGCGUGCACGACGUGCUGCGCACCCAGCGCAGGACCCGCCUGGUGGGCGCCAACUCGCCCGGCAUCGUGGCGCCGCGCGGCCGCUGCAGGGUCGGCUUCCAGCCGCUCGGCGUCUUCAGCCCCGGGAAGGUCGGCAUCGCGGCCAGGUCGGGCACGCUGAGCUACGAGGUCGCGGCCAGCACCACCAGGGCCGGCCUGGGUCAGAGCCUGUGCGUCGGCGUCGGGGGCGACGUGCUGGCUGGCACCGAUGUGUGCGAGGCCCUGGCUGUGCUGCUGGAGCACGACGUUACCGAGGCUGUUGCGCUUGUGGGCGAGCUCGGUGGCGUUGGUGAGUUGGAGGCUGCUGAGCUGAUCAGGGAAUAUCGGAGGAGUGGUGGACAAAAACCUAUUGUGGCCGUGCUGGCAGGACUGGGCGUGGAAAGCGAGAGGGUCAUUGGUCAUGCCGGCGCGUUCUGGGAAAAAAGGACAGAGCUGGCAAAGACCAAGCAGAGGGCGCUGGAGGAGGUUGGCGUCAGUUUGGUCACACACCCCUCAGAGAUGGGCGAGGUCAUCAAAAGAAAGCUCCAAGGCGAUUCGAAACAGGCGUCCGAACAAGACCAACAGCCAAGGCGCGAGUUCCUCUGGGCAGGGUUUGAUACCGACAAAGGCGCCAUCGGCCAGGGGCAAAUCGACACCGCCAUGGUCAAGGACAGGGUUGAAAACAGCCUGCAGAGGCAUGGUAUAUCAUAUCAAUGGGAUGCUUCGGCAUCAUACCACGGAAUCACCGUCGAGGUUGAUAGAUCCGAUAGGCGCCUUGUGGUCAUGGUCGAGAAGCCGAGCAUGCGCACAAGACCGGUCGGGGUCCGACGCGAUUCCGGCAUGGAUGAGGAUGGCGCUGUGGCGCUGCUCGCCAAAGAACUUGGAGACCUGAGGCCCGGCGCAAGUCAGAGAGGAGACCCCUCUGCACCUAUGCCAGGACGAGACGCCGCGCAACGGCUUUGGACGUCGCUGACAGAUCUGAUGCACGAUCCCCUCCUGAACGCAUUCCGAGCCACGUUGCACAUGGACCAGCAUGCGCUAGACGACGCCGGAAAGCUGCUGGUGCGCGGCUACAGCCUAAAGCCGGUCCCCGUGGUGCCUGCCGCGCCAAAUUCGAGAUGCCGAAUCGAGGACGCCGUCGAGGCCGAGGCGGCCACGCACGGAAUAACACACUUUCUCCUCCCGACGGAACCCCACCAGAGGAGGUGCAUUGGGGUGCUGAGCAACGGCGCAGGCCUGGCCAUGAACAUGAUCGACUCGCUCCACGCCGAGCUGGGGAGGAGGAGGAUGGGGGCUGCGGCUCGGGAUAGGGGCGCGAAGGUGGAGGCGGAGGUGGAGCAGGAGGUUGCCGUCGCCAACUUCCUGGACACGGGCGGCAAAGCGACGAGCGAGACCAUCAGCCGGUGCUUGGGAUGGAUUCUAAGGGACGAGCGGAUCAGGGUGGUGUUUGUCAACAUAUUUGGCGGCAUAAUCAGGGGGGACGUCAUUGCCGAGGGGCUCAUCAUGGCGUUGAGGGAGAUGCGUGAAGGGCGAGCGGUGGGUCAAGGUGCCGGCAGAGCAGCCGUGCCUCUGGUGGUGCGGAUCAGGGGCACGCGGGAGAAGGAAGGACAGGCGCUGCUUGCUGAGAGUGGGCUGGAUGGGGUUUACGUCUUUGAUGACUUUCACAGGGCGUCGGACAUGGCUAUCGAGCUGGCUAAGCUGGCGAGAAUAGAGGACUCCAAGCUGUGA